This is a messenger RNA of Eucalyptus grandis, 945 nucleotides long. Its product is annotated as ubiquitin-conjugating enzyme E2 4. Gene Ontology annotation, biological process: protein polyubiquitination; ubiquitin-dependent protein catabolic process. Bases 167 to 718 code for a protein of 183 amino acids. Lineage: Eukaryota; Viridiplantae; Streptophyta; Magnoliopsida; Myrtales; Myrtaceae. Gene Ontology annotation, cellular component: nucleus. The record is from RefSeq and is a predicted model, not a curated record. The transcript is spliced from 6 exons. Gene Ontology annotation, molecular function: ubiquitin conjugating enzyme activity.
UUCGUUUCUUGUCUGAACCGUCUUUCUGAGGUAUUUUGCUGCCAUCUCUCUUUCUCCCCCCACCUCCCCCACAGACACAAUCUUCCUCAGCCUCUCACCCAAAUCCUUACCCAGAGGAGCAAUAAGAAAAGCUGAAGAAGGAAAAAGGAAGGAGGAAGCAAGAACCAUGUCUUCUCCAAGCAAGCGCCGAGAGAUGGAUUUGAUGAAGCUGAUGAUGAGUGAUUACAAGGUGGAGAUGAUCAAUGAUGGCAUGCAAGAGUUCUAUGUGGAGUUCCAUGGACCCAAAGACAGUCCUUACCAGGGAGGUCUAUGGAGGAUAAGGGUUGAGCUGCCAGAUGCUUAUCCUUAUAAAUCCCCUUCGAUUGGCUUUGUCAAUAAAAUUUAUCACCCAAAUGUCGAUGAAAUGUCAGGAUCAGUUUGUUUGGAUGUUAUCAAUCAGACCUGGAGCCCCAUGUUUGAUUUGGUCAAUGUGUUUGAGGUGUUUCUUCCUCAACUUCUUUUGUAUCCCAACCCAGCGGAUCCAUUAAAUGGAGAAGCUGCUGCUAUUAUGAUGCGUGAUAGAGGUGCAUAUGAACAAAGAGUGAAAGAGUACUGUGAGAAAUAUGCCAAACCCGAAGAUGUUGGUGCAGCUGGGGAGGACAAAUCAAGUGAUGAGGAGCUGAGCGAGGAUGACUAUGGUUCGAGUGACGACGAGGUCGCCGGCAAAGCUGAUCCUUAGGUACUAUGUUGUUGUACCAGAAGGAAAAAAGAAAUUUCUUUUCAUCUGUACAUGAUCAUCUGCUAUGAUUCCCAUAACAAGUGGAAAAAGAAAAAAAGAACUGAAGGUCUAUGGGGGGAAAAAUUUCCUGCCCUUUCUAACCUAUAUUUUCCAUGGAUGAUUUGUAAAUUAUUGUCUGGAUGUUUCAUGUUGUAUUGAUUCAGUGCUGGAACUUCUUCCGUUUUCUC